UGCGCUUAGUUUGUCUGUGCUGCGAGUGGCGUGCGGAGCUUUUUUCUAUCGGGUGUCUCAUUUAUGGUCUCAUUGUUUGUAAACAUUGCAGCGGUGAGAAAUUGUCUUUCGUGAAAUUUCUGUGAAAAAGAGAAAUGCCGUCUGCUGAACUGUGUACGUUGACCACAAUGACGGCGCCAGCAGUACCAGCGAAGCAACCGGACAUGGACGCUUUAGUCUUAGAAAUCAAAGAAAAUCUGAGGUUAUCAGGACCGUCAAUGAAGGCAAUACCCUGCAGUCACCUUUCACGGAAGUCGUCCCGUGCCUCUCCAUACCGUAUACCGGGCAAAUAUUUCUACGAUUCGUGCGACGCAACUUGUGUCCGACAAAAAAACAAACAACAAGAUCUUAGUCAACAAGACCCCUACGAACUGUUACAAACGUUAUUGAGGUCGGGUAAUUUAGUUAAUGAGGCUGUGCGUAGAGUUAAACUAGGUUUAACUCAAGGAUUAUCUACGAAAAAGUUAUUCUACGAAUCGGACGAGGAAUCGUCGAGGAGUCCUGUGUUCAGGUUUUUUCAAGAAAACUGAACC
Messenger RNA from Sitophilus oryzae (rice weevil), 572 nucleotides. RefSeq lists its product as uncharacterized. Lineage: Eukaryota; Metazoa; Arthropoda; Insecta; Coleoptera; Curculionidae. The transcript has a single exon. The record is from RefSeq and is a predicted model, not a curated record. The coding region runs from base 135 to 569 and encodes 144 amino acids.